Messenger RNA from Nicotiana tabacum (common tobacco), 1141 nucleotides. RefSeq lists its product as uncharacterized. The record is from RefSeq and is a predicted model, not a curated record. Lineage: Eukaryota; Viridiplantae; Streptophyta; Magnoliopsida; Solanales; Solanaceae.
GAUGAGUGUUGGGGGGUGGGAAGGGGCAAAUAUUCCAGAAAUUGCUAGAAACAUCUGCUUGUCUCUUCGCCAUUUCUCUUAUCUUCUUCUUUUUACUAAUACCUCCAAUCAAAUACUAACCCUUCAGUACAAUAAGAGUCAGAGAUAAAGUUUUCUUCACCGACGAAAGUACAGAUCGCAAAGUGCAACUGAAAUGCCAUGGACAGUACGGAUACUGACAUGAUGGAGGCGGAGUCCACGGCGGCGCCACCGCAACCUCCACCGUCACAACUGCAUUCCAGUUCGGGCCAAUACGACGUCGUUAGAGGCAUGCUCACUACUGCUCGCCAGCUUAUCGAUCAAGGCAAGCCUUCUCAGGCUCUCCAAGCGGUGGUGAUGGCCAUGAGAACCAAAGGCGGUGAGCAAGCUGUAUUUCAAGCCCUUAAUCGUGCUCAGGAGUUGUACAGAAAUAAAGUACAGGCAAGUGUGGCUGCAGAUGAGCUGGCUUCUUUAUUUGCUGAGUGUGCCAUUGCUGAGGCCAUGCCUCCUGUAUCCCAGCCUUAUGAACAUGAACAUAAUACAGUGGAUAAACCAAUUGAAGUUGAUGUUGAUGGAACUUCAAUACUAGCUGAAACUGGCAGAAAACAGAUAAUGCUUGAUGCAUUCUCUGAUGGAACCAGCUUUGUCUGCUUACAGUGUGGGGGUCUAGUUAGUGCGCACCGCAAAGAUGAGCACUACUCAUUCUGGUGUUGCAAAAUGUGACAGUUUGCUACUUGAUGGGGUACAUUUCCUUGCUUGGUUACAUUUUUUAUGUCAUUACUCAUCAUGAGAGGCAUAUAUCUCGUGCAUGUUGCUGGCGCACCAUAGGUGGUAGUUUCUACUAUAUACAUAACCUGCUCUUGGUUGCAGAUGUACUUUCUCUAAAGGCAUGUUGCUAUAAGCGUUACAUGGCCAAUUUGGUGGCUGAAGUUAUGAAUGCCUGAGGUAGUACUAAACGUCAUAUGGUUAGAUAUUGAUCACAGGAAAUGUAUUCGGUUCUAGGAGUGUGUUUGUGCACUUUUGUGCUGUGUAAGAUGUUAUCAAAUAAUACGCAUAUCCCUAGAAUGAGCUUGUAAAUUAUGGUUGUGCCAAACUUAUGAUUAACAAUCUUUUUUGGCUCUUA